Messenger RNA from Strongylus vulgaris, 444 nucleotides. The record is from the annotation of a GenBank genome assembly. Lineage: Eukaryota; Metazoa; Nematoda; Chromadorea; Rhabditida; Strongylidae.
CUGUUUUUCAGGACUUAUUUUCAGAUUUCUGACGCAAUACGCGGAGACGACACCACGCCACAAGCAAAUUUCAAGUCGCUCCUUGCUUCAUUCUACCUUCCCAAUGUCCUGCUACUAGUCAGUGCAAUAUUAUUCUUCUGCGCUGCAUGUACAUUUGUCAGGGACAACAAGAAAUUCAAGGAAACACUGGGUGUACCCGAAGCCGCUUCGAAUUCAGUACAAGAAAAGGACGUUCCUAAAGUUACUGAUGAGAACAAGGAGCCAAAGGCAGAGCAAGAAAAUUCAUAUAUUCCUGUUUCUCUUAGGUUCAAUUUUCAAGGCCGAUUUUCAAUGGGUUCUGUCUCACUAUACCAGUUUGGAAUACAAAAAAUUCAGGAAGCUAACUAUGAAAGCGCUGAAGUUAACAAACGAUGCGCCCUUAUAGCGCUUACAAAUAAAGCAUAA